Oncorhynchus nerka (sockeye salmon) is the source of this 1111-nucleotide messenger RNA. RefSeq names its product trace amine-associated receptor 13c-like. Lineage: Eukaryota; Metazoa; Chordata; Actinopteri; Salmoniformes; Salmonidae. The transcript has a single exon. Gene Ontology annotation, molecular function: trace-amine receptor activity. The record is from RefSeq and is a predicted model, not a curated record. The coding region runs from base 83 to 1111 and encodes 342 amino acids. Gene Ontology annotation, cellular component: membrane. Gene Ontology annotation, biological process: G protein-coupled receptor signaling pathway.
UUCAGCACCACUUACACACCUUCACCUGUGACUACAGUAGCAAGUGAUCAGCUCUAACUUGAAUGUCUUUUUGUUUUUGGCAAUGGAUAUCUCAUCUCAUCAACAUCUGGAUCCUAAAAUGUUCUGUUACCCUGAAUCAAAUGCCUCCUGCACCAGAGAAAUCUUCAGUGAAGGAGUUCAAAUUGCUUCAUACUUUUUUUUUGUUUCUGUUAUGCUGGUUACUAUUCUAGGGAACGGUGUGGUCAUUAUCUCCAUUGCUCACAUAAAACAGCUCCACACGCCAACUAACAUGCUUAUAAUGUCUUUGGCAGUUGCAGACCUGCUGCUUGGAGUAACUGUGAUGCCUUUUAGUACAAUUAAGGCUGUGGAGGGCUGCUGGUACUUUGGAGAUGCUUUUUGUUUCCUGCAUUCUGAUAUGUUCCACACAUCUGUUUCAAUUUUCCACCUGGUAUUCAUAGCCAUAGAUCGAUAUGAGGCUGUGUGCAGUCCACUUCGCUAUUCCACCAAGAUUACUAUACCAAUUGCAUGGCUCAUGGUUUUUGCCAGUUGGGCCGUUGCUGCAUUGUACUCCUAUGGCCUACUAUAUUCCAAAGCAAAUGUUAGAGGACUGGAUGAAUUCAUUGCAUCCAUAUACUGCCUGGGAAGUUGUAAUCUUUUCCUUAAUGCUCUGUGGGGCGCCCUAGACACAUUGAUAGCAUUUUUCUUUCCGUGCUCUGUAAUGGUGGGUUUGUAUACCAAAAUAUUUUUGGUGGCAAAAGAACAUCUAACGAAGAUUGAAGACAGCCAAAAGAAUUCCAAUGAGGGAGGUAGAGGUGUGGUGUCUCAACGGUCAGAGCGGAAAGCAGCUAAAACUUUAGGCAUUGUGGUGGGUGUUUUCAUCUUUUGCUGGCUGCCUUUCUUUGUUAAUUCCAUAGUUGAUCCAUACACAAACUUUAGCACACCACCUAUUCUCUUUGAAGUGUUUAUCUGGCUGGGUUACUUUAAUUCUACUGCAAAUCCAAUCAUCUAUGCACUGUUUUAUCCAUGGUUUCGAAAAUGUCUUAAUCUCAUUGUCACAUUAAAAAUAUUCAAUAGAAAUUCUUCUUAUAUAAAUGUAUUUGCUACUACAUGA